Pangasianodon hypophthalmus (striped catfish) is the source of this 2474-nucleotide messenger RNA. RefSeq names its product cathepsin F (gene ctsf). Gene Ontology annotation, cellular component: lysosome. The record is from RefSeq and is a predicted model, not a curated record. The coding region runs from base 158 to 1579 and encodes 473 amino acids. The transcript has 14 exons. Gene Ontology annotation, molecular function: cysteine-type endopeptidase activity; cysteine-type endopeptidase inhibitor activity. NCBI's taxonomy places the organism in Eukaryota, Metazoa, Chordata, Actinopteri, Siluriformes, Pangasiidae.
CAGGCGCCAUGUUUGUUUGGGACAGUUCAGUACAGUGAUCCGCUGAAGCUGCGCCAGCUGGUCGAUCUGUAACUGGAACAGCAAACACUGUCCGAGGAUCUGAACUAAAACAAGCCCUGAUCUGACCUCGGUCCCUUUCUGCACUUUGGGGCUGGACAUGAUGGAUCUCAGCCUGGGCCGCUGCCUCGUCCUGGCUGUGUGUGUGUGUGCGCUUGUGAGGGGAGAUGUUGAUGAUGGACACACCGCUGCGGCGGCUCCUGGAGCUCCGGUGCGUUUGUCCGACUCGGACCCAGGACUUCUGACAGCACUGAAAUUCGCUGAAGAGCGCUACAACAUGCUGUCUAACGGAAUGCACAUCCGCAGAGUCAGCAAAAUAAUAUCUGCUACCAGACAGCUUGUUAAGGGAGUGAGAUACAGCAUCACUGUAGAAAUUGGACGAACUCAGUGUAAGAAGUCUGCAGAAUUGCAUGUUACUGAAGACUGUGAAUUUUUCCAAGAGUCACACAAACUGAAGACAGAGGUGUGUUUGUUUGAAGUGUGGAACAUUCCCUGGGAGAACAAGUCCACUCUGCUCAAACAGAAAUGCCAGCCUGCAGUUCCAAAGGAGACUAAAAAGGUUGUGAGCAUCCCUCUCUCUCGUGACAAGCCCACCCAGGAAACUGUAGACCUUCUGAUGCAGUUCAAAGACUUCAUGGUCAAGUACAACCGGACAUACACCUCUCAGGAAGAGGCUGAGAAGCGUCUGCGUAUUUUCCAGGAGAAUCUGAAAACAGCACAGACCCUGCAGGCUCUGGACCAGGGAACAGCGGAGUAUGGAGUUACCAAAUUCAGCGACCUGACAGAGGAUGAGUUCAGAAUGAUGUACCUGAACCCCAUGUUGAGUCAGUGGAGCCUGCAGAAACAGAUGAAGCUAGCAGUUCCUGUGAGUAAGGCAGCUCCAGACAGCUGGGACUGGAGAGAUCACGGAGCUGUCAGUAGUGUCAAGAACCAGGGCUUUUGUGGCUCUUGCUGGGCUUUCUCUGUCACUGGGAACAUUGAAGGUCAGUGGUUCAAGAAAACUGGACAACUGCUGUCCCUCUCAGAGCAAGAGUUGGUGGACUGUGAUAAGCUGGAUCAAGCAUGCGGCGGCGGGCUUCCAUCCAAUGCAUAUGAAGCUAUUGAAAACCUUGGCGGUCUUGAGACAGAGACAGACUACAGCUACACAGGACACAAGCAGGUGUGUGAGUUCUCCUCUGGGAAAGUGGUGGCCUACAUCAACAGCUCUGUAGAACUGCCCAAGGAUGAAAACGAUAUUGCUGCUUGGCUGGCUGAGAAUGGCCCUGUCUCUGCUGCCCUCAAUGCUUUUGCCAUGCAGUUCUACAGAAAGGGAGUGUCUCACCCUCUGAAGAUUCUUUGCAACCCCUGGAUGAUCGAUCACGCAGUGCUGCUUGUCGGAUAUGGAGAACGAAACGGCGUUCCAUUCUGGGCCAUUAAGAACAGUUGGGGAGAAGACUAUGGCGAGCAGGGUUACUAUUACCUGUACAGAGGGUCCAGUCUGUGUGGAAUUAACAAGAUGUGUUCGUCUGCGGUGAUUAACUAGGAGCAUAUGCGAGCACACACACACAUUAGUUAACAAGGAUAUAGUUCAUUUGUAGUGAAGAUACAUGACCACACAUACAAAACCACGCAUAAACGCACAAAAAAAUAUUUGCAGUGUUCUAACCUGUUGAAUCUGUGACCUGUGAAGUGGUCAAGUAUUCACUCUAUAUCAUUCAUUGCUAUAACUCUUGAGUUUAGAAUAAGACACCACAGAUACAAAAUGACAUAGAGGCAUGAAGUGUCAGUACCUCAUAUAACCUCCAUUUCCGUUACAAACAUCACAUGCAACAUCUCUGAGCCUGUUACUGUGACACGAAGCUUCAGAUCAUUACAUUAGACCCUUACACUGGUGUUUUAUCAUAAUUGCAUUAUAAUUUAAGUACUAUGAAACUAAUAUUUGAGUAAUAGUAUUAGAAUUGUUGCUGUGAAAUUAAUAUUAAUUAAUAUUUGCUAAUUGAUUUUGAUGUUUAUUGUGGUGAUACGUUGGGAGUCCUAAUUGGAUGUGUUUGACUACUGAUUUUGGAAGCUGCUCACCACAUAACAAUGAAUACUUUUGCAUUUUAUUCAUGUUUUUAAAUAAUAUUAAUUAGUAGUGCUAGUUUAAGAGUAGUUUUUCAUUGUAAUUUUGAUUUAGAAUCAGAUAACUAUGCUCCCAAGAAACAGAAAUUAUUUUCCUCUCAGUUUGAAGUGUACAUAACGCACUACAUCAAACAUAUUCAAGAUUAUUAUUCAUGAUGGCACAGAAAGUGCAGCAGAAUUUGUUAACUAAUUUGUUCAUUGUCAAAGGUAUAAUUUGAAUCUUUUGAGAUAAUUUCUGCUUCUUGCAUGGUUUCAGAGAUCCUUCCUCCUUGGUCAUCUUCUUGGUCAAUCUGCUGAAUAAACUCACUAAAUUCCCA